This is a messenger RNA of Penaeus monodon (black tiger shrimp), 663 nucleotides long. RefSeq names its product charged multivesicular body protein 7-like. Bases 1 to 663 code for a protein of 220 amino acids. The record is from RefSeq and is a predicted model, not a curated record. Lineage: Eukaryota; Metazoa; Arthropoda; Malacostraca; Decapoda; Penaeidae. Gene Ontology annotation, biological process: late endosome to vacuole transport via multivesicular body sorting pathway; vesicle budding from membrane. Gene Ontology annotation, cellular component: multivesicular body. The transcript has 8 exons.
AUGAGAGAUGCUAUAGAGAAAUUUGAAGGAACUGUAGAUUCAUUAACAACUGAGGUUAACUUGCUUUGUGCACUGGAGCAAGUUCAAGAUAACAUAAACAAUAUCAAUGCAGAAAUUACUGAGCAGCAGAAUAAUGCUAAAUCUUCUCUUCAGUCAGGUUCUAAGGUUCAGGCACUCUCAUGUUUAAGGAAGAAAAGGACGCUUGAAAAAUCACUUUCAAAACAAUUAGGAGCCUUGGAGAAUGUUUCAAAUUGUCUUCAGCAACUACAAGAAACAAGGAUUAAUAAGUGCAACGGCAUAAAUGCCAACAGACAAAUACUCCAUGCCUUCAAGACAGGUGUGCAAGCAAUUCGUGAAUCUAUUGCAUAUGAUUUAUCAGCUGAAGGUGUUGCUAAUACAAUGGAUGAACUACAAGAAGUGCUUGAGGAAUGUAAGGACAUAAAUUCACUACUCAACACUGGUGUUAUGGAAGAGGAUGUAGAUGAUACUUCUUUGCAAGAAGAACUGGAACAACUAAUGUCAACAGAUCAGAAAUCUGUAACCCAUCAUGAGGAACUGACAAAGAGCAUGUCAGGUCUCACGCUUCCUGAUGUGCCCCAAAGCAACCCGCUGUCAUCUCUGAAUACUCAACCAAGUUCCCCAACUCUUAAAGCUACCCCAUGA